Messenger RNA from Cylicostephanus goldi, 366 nucleotides. NCBI's taxonomy places the organism in Eukaryota, Metazoa, Nematoda, Chromadorea, Rhabditida, Strongylidae. The record is from the annotation of a GenBank genome assembly.
CCUAAAGGUGAAGCUGCUGAAGCUUCCGGAAGCGAAGGUCCCCUAGGUGGUAAGAAACAGCCCGAACCCGUUUCACCUGGUGUUGCAGCAGAUGAAGAUUUCUUCAGUCUCCCUCAAGAUUCAGGAACUCCAGAGGCCUCACCAGGUCAAGCAGUUACCCCAUCUGGACCUAAAAUGGCUAAAGCUAAACCAGUAAGAAUAAGGAAGAGUGGCAAGGCCGUGAAGACGCCACCACCGAAAAAGACUGCGAAAAAACCACCAAGGAGCAAAAAAAGCAAGCCGAAAACGAGAGCUGCCAUGAGCAAGACACCGAAAAAGCCUGCAAAACCGAGAAAAUCACCUUCGACCAAGAGAAGGAAAAAAUGA